This is a messenger RNA of Apodemus sylvaticus (European woodmouse), 2307 nucleotides long. RefSeq names its product palmitoyl-protein thioesterase 1 (gene Ppt1). Gene Ontology annotation, molecular function: palmitoyl-(protein) hydrolase activity. Gene Ontology annotation, cellular component: lysosome. Lineage: Eukaryota; Metazoa; Chordata; Mammalia; Rodentia; Muridae. Gene Ontology annotation, biological process: nervous system development; receptor-mediated endocytosis; protein depalmitoylation. The transcript has 9 exons. The record is from RefSeq and is a predicted model, not a curated record. Bases 25 to 945 code for a protein of 306 amino acids.
GCUCGCGGUCAUGUGAUUGCUAAGAUGGCGUCGCCCGUUUCCCGGCGGCUGCUAGCUGCGGCUCUGCUGCCUUGGUGUUGCGCCGCCUGGACCCUGGGGCAUCUGGACCCACCUUCUCCACCACCGCUAGUGAUCUGGCAUGGGAUGGGGGACAGCUGUUGUAACCCCUUGAGCAUGGGUAGCAUUAAAAAGAUGGUUGAAAAGGAAAUACCUGGGAUCUACGUCCUGUCUCUACAGAUUGGGAAGAACAUGAUAGAGGAAGUGGAGAACAGCUUCUUCUUGAAUGUCAAUCUCCAAGUCAGCAUGGCGUGUAAGAUUCUGGAAAAGGAUCCUAAGUUGCAGCAGGGAUACAAUGCUAUUGGCUUCUCCCAGGGAGGCCAGUUCCUGAGGGCAGUGGCUCAGAGAUGCCCGAAACCUCCCAUGAUGACCCUGAUCUCAGUUGGGGGACAACAUCAAGGUGUCUUUGGACUCCCCCGAUGCCCAGGAGAGAGUUCUCACUUCUGCGAUUUCAUCAGGAAGUUGCUCAAUACUGGUGCUUACUCCAAACUUGUGCAAGCAUGGCUGGUGCAGGCACAGUACUGGCAUGACCCCAUCCAGGAGUCUAUGUACCGAAACCACAGCAUCUUUCUGGCAGACAUAAAUCAAGAGAGGGGUGUCAAUGAGUCCUACAAGGAGAACCUGAUGGCCCUCAAGAAGUUUGUGAUGGUGAAAUUCUUUAAUGAUUCCAUUGUGGACCCUGUCGACUCAGAGUGGUUUGGAUUUUACAGAAGUGGCCAAGCUAAGGAAACCAUUCCCCUCCAGGAGACCACUCUAUACACAGAGGACCGCCUGGGGCUAAAGAAAAUGGACAAAGCGGGAAAGCUAGUGUUUCUGGCUAAGGAAGGGGACCAUCUUCAAAUAUCUAAGGAAUGGUUUUCUGCCCACAUCAUACCUUUUCUUAAGUGAAGCCCUGGCACUUUGCAGCAGAGUUCAUGAAACCACAGCUCUAUCAAGCCAUGUAAAUAGUUCUUCAUGCUCAGCCCUGAACUCUAAGCUAGCCUGCAACCAGUCCUUCUCUCCUCUUAUCAUCUAACAUGCCCUACUUGGAAAGAUCUAAGAUCUGAAUCUUAUCCUUUGCCGCCUGCUAUCACCAUAUGGUGUUGAAUUCAAGUUUAAUUAGCUAAUAACCAUGGAGAUUGUUUUACAAGCUCCCUUUUAAGAAAGGGGAGUCUACUGUUGCAGAUCAAUAAUUGUGCCUAAAAGAGAUGAAGUGAAGCCGGAGGGACGAGCUCUGAAGGCAGAAGCCCAUACAAAGUCGGAGCAAAUAAAAGCCUCGUAGUCCCCAGGCCUGAGAUGCUCACACAAGCAAUUUCUCAACACUGCUGUGUGGGCAGUGCAGGUUUCUACAUUUCUUAAAGCUGUUUUCCUGUGUAAAUGGUGCCCUCUAGUGGCACCUAGCAGUCACUCCACAAGCCAUCACCAUGCCCCCUCAGAGCUCACCUUGUAUCCUUAAUCCUCAGUAAUAGAAUUAGUCACAAAGGGAGAACCGCCAGCAGGGUUGCUUAGGAAAGGAGAUGUACUUUUUCUUUUCUUCUCUUUUUUGAGACAGGGUUUCACUCACUUUGUAACCCUAGCUGGCCUGUGUAGAGCAGACUGGCCUUGAACUCAGUCACAGAGAUCACCUGCCCCACCUGUCCCUCUGCCUUCUGAGCACUGGGAUUAAAGGCACCCUACAGCAAUGUGUAUCUUCUAUACCGUGAGCUAGUGAGGGAGUGGAGACGUGAAAACUAGGUGUCUCUUCUUGCCACUGCACUCUUGGCUAACUGCCCUUAAUAUUACAAGUGGCAUAAAUGUCGUUACACCAGAGAAUGGGAAGAAUAGUCUGAGAAGGUGGGGCUCUGACAUUCCUACCCUACAUCCUAUUUACCAGCAUACGUCAAACUGCUGCUGACUUGGUUCAAGAAAAUGGUUGAAGAAUAUUGUAGACUUCCUUUUCCCUCUGAAAAUCAACCCAUAUUAAACUGAUGAUGACUCUGAUACUUUAAAACAACAACAGCAGCAGCACUGAUCCACAGUUUCCUACAUUUGAGCAUGGAUUCUUUAGUCCCCAUGCUGAAAAGAUCUCAGCAUGUUCUAGAUGGCUCCUCUAGAGCACUGGUUUGGAGAAAUGACUGUUUUCGUGAAAGCACCAUUAGCCGCAGAACGCACCCAUUGCCUGGUGUCCCUUUCUCAAACCUGUUCAAAUAAAAGGUAAAGGCAGGAAGUGGGGGGGGGGGAUCUGAAAAUAGCUUUGAGGUUGUCUUAAAAAAAAUAAAGAAUAGUUUCUUA